AUGAUACUACCAACAUUCCUCCUGGCACUUCAACAAAUGAACUAUUUAAAACACCUCGCAACUAUCAAUCAGCCAAUUGAACAUUUGCUUAAAACGGUGACAUUUUUGGACGUACAGUUUGUAGUUCAAAGUCCUUUUGGAAUAAACUCGGAGGUAAUCGAUGAUACGUACAAAACCGUGUCUCGUAUUCUACCAACAAGUUGCAUUUCCUUGAACGAUUCUGUUCCCGCAAUAUUACCAUCCUUUCGUACAUCCCACGGAACGCUGAUUUUCUACGCUUACGUAUCGAAAAAUCUUCCAAACGUUAAACAAAUGGACGACAUGAUACGUGUAAUUGUGCACGACAAUAAUCGUCCAAAAGUUCUACUGUUGACCAUAUUGGAAGAGGAAAAUUGCAGUUUCGAGGUGUUUUUGAAAAAAAUGUGGCAGAGACAGGUUAUCGACGUGAUGAUUUUAGAAGUAUCGAAAUCUGACAGUCACGAAAUCGCCAUAAAGGUUCACCAGUAUAAUCCAUUUACGAACGUUUACGACCGACAACCGUACAAAUCGAGCAUGCAGUGGUUUCCAAAUAAAAUGACAAAUCUCUACGGUUAUCCGUUGAAAGUUUACAUAGUGGAACGUCUGGGUCAUAUUUGGAUGACAAAAAAUUCCGAAGGAUAUCCUGUGAUAUAUAAUGGGUCGGAUGCAAAAGCUUUAAAAGUACUUGCUCGUGCCAUGAAUUUUUCCAUUGCACUGGUUCCCAACAGGGACGGUAAUGAAAUCUGGGCCUUAACACUGAAUUCAUCGAUCGACAUAGUAAUUCCGAUGAUGCCUUAUUUUCCCGAACAUAUAAAUUCGACACCUGCGGAAACUAUACCUCUAAGCUCUGAAAGCUGGUGUGCAGUAACACCAAUUACAUACAAAUACGAAAUAGUCAAUCUACAACCUGUUACCGGAAUAGUUAUAAAUUUGAUCGUAGUUCUCAUAUUCUGGGUGGUAUCGAUUCUAAUGAAAUUCAGCUCCAACACCUGGAAGCCUAUCAAAAUUUUCGCUUUAAUAAUAUCGACGUCCAUACCGAUAAGACCGAAGAGAACAAGUGAAAAAAUUAUAUUCUUGAACAUUGUGCUAGUCUCAGCUUUAUACUCGACGAACUUGUACGCAGAUCUGACUACGCACAGUCUAGAAGAAAGAACUGCUGUAAAAUACGAAAAUUUCAAGCAGUUGGACGCAUCAGGAUUCACUCCUGUGGUUCUCGAUGUACUUAUGAACCUAACUUUCACUAGCGGCGAUGAAACUUUUCGUGCGUUAAAAAGGAAGGCGAUAGGCAUAAAUAAUACGGUGGAGUGUGUUCGUUAUUUGGAAAAACAUAGGAACGUCACGUGCUUUAUGGAGCUGAAAGAGGCAAAUACUAUUAUGUAUAAUAACAGGCGCAAAGGUAAAGAGGUAAUACAAGUUAACAAAAAUCUGUGUUACGCUAAACCACCAACUGGAUACUAUCUCGGCAAGUAUGCACCGUACAAAAAUCGAAUUGAAGAAAUUCUAGUACGUUUAGAACAAUCGGGUAUUCGCGAGACAUGGUAUCGAAAUAAAUUCGAAGAGACUACAACGCGACGAAGAUUCAUCAGGGAAGCUGUUACUGUAAACCAAUAUUCAUUCAUGUGGAAUUUGGUUGAUAUUGCAGGAUGCGGUUGGUUGAUAUCGUUGGUAGCAUUUUUUGGUGAACAAAUGGCGUCUCAUUUAAGCAGCUACGAGAAAAGAACAAUUGCCGAAUGA
Habropoda laboriosa is the source of this 1752-nucleotide messenger RNA. RefSeq lists its product as uncharacterized. The transcript has a single exon. The record is from RefSeq and is a predicted model, not a curated record. Bases 1 to 1752 code for a protein of 583 amino acids. NCBI's taxonomy places the organism in Eukaryota, Metazoa, Arthropoda, Insecta, Hymenoptera, Apidae.